AUGUCAAAUGUUAAUAAAACUACUAGUUAUCAGCGAAAAAGUCAAAAGAAAUUUCUUAUGGAAGAAUCAUAUAAAAUAAUAACCGAAUAAACUUCUGUUAAUGUAUGAAAUAUAAUCAAUAUUAUUAGAUGAGUUCAGUUAUGACUAAGAACGGAAUAUGCUGA
This is a messenger RNA of Paramecium pentaurelia, 164 nucleotides long. NCBI's taxonomy places the organism in Eukaryota, Ciliophora, Oligohymenophorea, Peniculida, Parameciidae. The record is from the annotation of a GenBank genome assembly.